This is a messenger RNA of Oryza brachyantha (malo sina), 1099 nucleotides long. Its product is annotated as triosephosphate isomerase, cytosolic. The transcript is spliced from 9 exons. The record is from RefSeq and is a predicted model, not a curated record. Gene Ontology annotation, molecular function: triose-phosphate isomerase activity. Gene Ontology annotation, biological process: gluconeogenesis; glyceraldehyde-3-phosphate biosynthetic process; glycolytic process. Bases 90 to 851 code for a protein of 253 amino acids. Gene Ontology annotation, cellular component: cytosol. NCBI's taxonomy places the organism in Eukaryota, Viridiplantae, Streptophyta, Magnoliopsida, Poales, Poaceae.
CUUCCUCCACAAAACCAAAAUCCAAUCUUGAACCCUCUCCCCAGCUUCCACAUCUCAAGUCCAAUCUAAUCAGCUCAGCUCUCGUCGAGAUGGGCCGCAAGUUCUUCGUUGGUGGCAACUGGAAAUGCAAUGGGACCGCUGAUCAGGUGGACAAAAUCGUCAAAACUCUGAAUGAGGGACAGGUUCCUUCUCCAGAUGUUGUUGAGGUGGUUGUCAGCCCGCCUUAUGUGUUCCUUCCUGUGGUCAAGAGUCAGCUGCGCCCGGAGUUCCAAGUUGCUGCUCAGAAUUGUUGGGUGAAGAAGGGUGGGGCUUUCACCGGUGAGGUCAGCGCUGAGAUGCUUGUCAACCUUGGUGUUCCCUGGGUUAUUCUUGGACACUCUGAAAGGAGGAGCUUGUUGGGAGAAUCAAAUGAGUUUGUUGGAGACAAGGUGGCAUAUGCGCUCUCUCAGGGCUUGAAGGUCAUUGCAUGUGUUGGUGAGACCCUCGAGCAGCGGGAAUCUGGAUCAACCAUGGAAGUUGUUUCUGCACAAACAAAAGCAAUUGCUGAAAAGAUCAAGGAUUGGACUAAUGUGGUUGUUGCUUACGAACCUGUGUGGGCCAUUGGAACUGGUAAAGUUGCUACACCAGCUCAAGCACAAGAAGUGCAUGCAGGGCUGAGGGAGUGGCUCGCUACAAAUGUCAGUGCUGAGGUUGCUGAAUCCACACGGAUCAUCUAUGGAGGUUCUGUAACUGCUGCGAACAGCAAGGAGCUGGCAGGACAACCUGACGUUGAUGGUUUUCUCGUCGGUGGUGCUUCAUUGAAGCCUGAAUUCAUCGACAUUAUCAACGCCGCUACCGUGAAGUCUGCCUAAGAUCUUCGCCUCUUUCACCUUCGGCGUGGAAAAAUGUCUGAAGAGGAACAUGCCUUUUUCUGUGCUUAUGUAAUGCUAGUAAUUUUGUGCUGGAGCAGCUACUCUUUUCCUCACUUCACUUCCCUGAAGCUACUACAGCUUGAGCAUGCUAAUAAUGCACACCACUGAACAUACAAACCAAUAAUGUCUAGCUCCUUUUGUCGUGAGUUAUAUCAUGUGAGUUUCAGAUCAGAUUGCACUGGUUCCUU